Messenger RNA from Echinostoma caproni, 1347 nucleotides. The record is from the annotation of a GenBank genome assembly. Lineage: Eukaryota; Metazoa; Platyhelminthes; Trematoda; Plagiorchiida; Echinostomatidae.
GAAACAUCCGAUCCAAAUUGGUCUGCGUUUAAUCGAGGCCCCUGUAAUGUGCGUCAGUCCGGUGAACGAACAAAGCGCAGUUUGGCAAAACCUUAUGUAGAACCCCUACCAUCAGAGCACAUAAAUCUGGCUCCAGACUCAAUGUUACAGGAUUGGAUUGUGGGUGACCAGCCACAAUAUUCCGGAACAAGUGAGGGUGGAAAUGAUGACACGGCAACCGAUAUCCAAGAUCAUCCGGAAUUUUAUCCCGGUUUAACCGAUUACAAUGAUUUGGAUUUGGAUAGCAUUCAGUGCCCCGGUUGUCGAGAGGCCAUACUGAAUGAGUUGCGACAACAGAAACAAAUAACGCAACGUCAUUUGGCACGUCAACAGCUCAUCAAGAAGUCCCACUCGUCGAAGUAUGCCCAACAAUAUCAGCCAAGUCAUUCGCAACCUCAAACCCAGUCUCAUCGACAAAUGCAUCGCAGAACCCGAUCACAUCAGCGAAGUGCUGGCGGAUCCUCGAGCUUUGAAGGUGUACUGGACUCCUCAACCGACAGACCACAAAUAAUGGAACAUCGGCAUUCGGACUAUUUGGCAGUUUCUAAACCUACCACCUCAACUCGCGAUACUUCCGCACCGAAGGCGAUAUUUUAUUGCCCGGAACUGGAAAUUCCUGCACAACCUCGACACCCAGAUUCCAGAGUUGUCCUGGAAACUACCAGACCCAAUUCCACCAUGUUCACACGACAUUCCAAAUCGGAUAGUCGGCUCAAUUUGUCAUGUACCACUGUGGCAGAAAUGAAUCGAUCAAAUGAAGGUGUUAUCCUCCGUCCAUCCCCAUGUACAGCCGUGUCCGCGACCGCUGCUCAAACCAGCUCUAUGUAUAAUGCAACAACACCCACGAAGCUAAUGGUUGUCGACGAAGGCAAACUGUAUACUCGUGGUUCAGCACCACGUCCUCAUCAUUCGCUUCAUCCACAUCCUCAUCCGACGGAAUUGAGAUCCGGCUCGCAUGCUGUGCACAAACGUCAUUCGGGACCGAGUUCAGCAGACGGUACCGCCCGUGAUCAUCCCGGUUCACAUGGAGGCCCCGUGGGAGUUGAUCGAUCAGCUGCCGGCCCUGGUCGACCAGUGACCAACGCGGGUGACUUUCUUUCUCCGGAAGUAAAUGACGUCCUAGUCGAGGGCUUGUCGUGCAGUGAAGUCGUUGGCUUGAUCAGCCAGUCAGAAAAGUACCUGGAUCUACUCAUUCAAAGGCGAAUUGCUCGGGCAAGGCAACAAACGCGUGAGAUAACUGGACAUGGUGGUCGUCCCGGUUCUCAAGGCGUUGUUGGUAGUGCUGCUNAGUGCUGCUGGCUCGUCUAA